Molecule: messenger RNA, 1110 nt
Organism: Funneliformis geosporum
Lineage: Eukaryota; Fungi; Glomeromycota; Glomeromycetes; Glomerales; Glomeraceae
Source: the annotation of a GenBank genome assembly
AUGAACCGAAAUGAACAAAAAGGAUGGGAUAUUCUUUUCCCAUUGGAAACUUUAGAAUAUUAUAUUGAAAAGUUAGGGGUGUAUCCUAAUUUCAAAAAGAAACAACAACUUCAUAAUCGCAUUACUCCCGAAUUAACCUUACAAAAAUGUAGUUUAGUAAACACGGAGGAUACUUUUCGCACUCAAUUAAUACUUUUUCUUGGAGCAGUUAUGGAUACCAAAAAUCCCCCCCAAAAUAAUGCUGAACAACGCCAAGAAAAUCAGGAAGUAUUUCAGCAGUGGCUUCAUAAUAGCGGAAUAACAGCAUCUAAUUGUCCGACCAAAUUAAAACAUUUUCUAUUAGAGAUUAAGGAAAUACUGGAAAACCAAAGUGAUAAAAUUUACCACGAAACUACUGCCUACUUAUGGCGAAAAGCUAAAGAAAAACCCACUGAUCCACAAAAAGUCGCCAAAGUUUUUAAAGAUAUUGGAGGAAUAAUGGCUAAUACUCCUAAACUUUACAAAGUUGACAUGAAAGGUAAUGCCGCAGAAGGCAAAAAAAUCCUCGCCGAAAUCUCUAGUUCUCUUUCUGCCGAAGAACGAGAAAAUUUUCAUUUUCAUCCACCUUUCACUAACGAGGAAAAAGCCGAAUAUGAGAAGGAGCAAAAAGAAGGAAAAAAAUCCGACCCGAUUACCAAAGGUCAAAGAAUUAAUGCCAUCGAGGAAAUCAAAAAUGCCUUUCAAAGGGAGCCAAAACGUCUUACUGUUAACGAUUUAGACCCGGAAAACCAAGACUGGGAAAACGAAAUAAACCGCACCGAAAAAAUUAUCGAAAUAGAGAAUGUUAAAAGGCGAGUUUUGGCCGAUAUUGAAAAGAAAAAAUGUGCUGGUUGCCAAAAAUUGAAAGGGCAAUUGCUCGAAAAAGAAACUCAAAUUAAAACACUGGAACAGGAAAUUGCCGAGUUGGAAACUAAGUUAAGCCACGAGCCUAGUAAUGAUACCUAUAAAGCAAACUUGACUAAAAAAAAGUCGGAACUUUCCCGAGUUCAUGAAGAGUUAAAACAAUUAAUUUCGCCUACACCACGCCAAAACCACGAAAUUAAUUCUUCAAGUAGCAGUCCCUGGCCAUGA